Molecule: messenger RNA, 891 nt
Organism: Musa acuminata subsp. malaccensis (wild Malaysian banana)
Lineage: Eukaryota; Viridiplantae; Streptophyta; Magnoliopsida; Zingiberales; Musaceae
Product: fasciclin-like arabinogalactan protein 14
Cellular component (GO): plasma membrane
Source: RefSeq, a predicted model, not a curated record
AUGACUUUGAGACCACCCACUCUCUUCUUCCUCCCCUUCCUUCUCUUCCCCUUGGCAGCUUCCCACAACAUCACCAGGAUCCUCGCCCAGUUCGACGACUUCUCCACCUUCAACAGCCUCCUCACUCAAACCCAGCUGGUCUCUGACAUCAACAGCCGCCGCACCAUCACCGUCCUCGCCGUCGACAACGGUGCGGCCUCGUCCGUCUCCAGCCGCCCCACCGACGAACUCAAGAAGAUCCUUUCGGUGCACGUCGUACUUGACUACUACGACGACGCGAAGCUCCACAAACUCCCCAACCACACCGCCAUUCUGACCACGCUCUUCCAGGCCACCGGCCUCGCCUCCGGCCGGAACGGGUUCCUCAACGUGACCAACAUGGGCAACGGGCAGAUCGCCUUCGGCUCCGCCGUGCCGGGCUCGUCCCUGGUCGCUAACUUCGUCAAGGUCGUGGCGACGCGGCCCUACAACAUCUCGGUCAUCCAGAUCAGCAGCGUCAUCGUCCCGCCCAACAUCAGCGGUGGGGCCAGCAACCACAGCACAUCGCCGACGGCAGCGCCAGUCGCGGCACCUGCGCCGGCGAAUGCAACACGGACACCGACGCUGGCCCCUUCCGAAGACGCCCCAUCACCAACUCCCGACGCAGCGUCUCCGAGUGACGUGUCGAACGGGCCCUCACCGGCGGACGCACCGGCAGACGCACCGGCUUCAGACACUCCUGUGGCGUCACCGCCGGGCCCAAUGAGCCCGGACGGAUCACCGGCCGGAGCUCCGUCGAACAACGCCGACGCUCCGGCAGGUGAUUCUUCAGCCGCCGAGCGUGUGGUUGCUGGUGCCGGAGUUGCUAUUACCAUGGCUUUCGCCAUGUUAGGUUCUCUCCAAAUGAGUUAG